UUUACCUUUCUAAAUCCCACAUCCGAUUUGAAUUUGUAAAGUUGGCCUAAUGCCCCAAGAGUCACUAAGUGAUAAAGUACUACUAUAUAAAUAUAUGAGGCCCUAUUUCGUAAGCCAAUAUACAACAGGCCAAAGUCAAGGUAACUGUCGUAAUUUUUAUGUCUGGCUAUUUACCCAGUCCUCAUUAGAUCACAAUAUGCAUUCAUACUAGUUACAGUCUGGCAACCAGACACCACAUUUUGUCCGUGGUGAUUUCGGAUUGAAUUCAGAAGAUGACACAUUACAGGUGUAGGAAGUGCAGCUACUACUUAUUUACUGAUGACUGUAUCAUUACAGAACACGGCCAGAAAGAUGAAGUUUGUCCUGCCACAGUUAAAUCCUUGGCAACACAGUGGUUUUUAAAUUAUGAAGAUCAAAGCACACCCCAAUGGGUUUCUGAGGUUAUCAGGGAGGGGUUCUUGGGUAUUAAAGGCAAGCUAUGCUGUCCAAAAUGCCAGGGAAGAAUUGGUUCAUUUGACCUCCCUGCUAGAAAACUGUGUCCAUGUGAACAGUUCAUGCUGCCUGCUGUUCAUGUUCUGUGUAGUAGAGUGGAUAAAAUAACAGUGACUGGAAAUCAAGACAUAGCUGUACUUCGCCAAAGAAUGGCAGUGCCUCACAGGAGGAAUAAUACUGUGCCAGGACAGUCAUCCUCAGUAGUUGGAGCCAAAGCCCCAGAGACAGCUGAAAUGGACUCUACUGAUUUCAUAUCCAACACUGCCAGUGCCGUUAGUAACAUGUCUCAUCAAAAUACUGCAGAUUGUUCAAGUGAAAGAGAAUCUGGAAGUGAACAAAUGUUCAUUCAAAGGAGAAGCUUAAGACACAGGAGACUACGGAAGAGAAAAUUGUUGCUACCUGAAGAUCUUGAGGAACAACAAUUACCUGUAUGUAGAAAUAGAUUUGAAGCAUUAGAACAAGAGGCUGUAAAAGAAAAUGAAGCUGGUGUAAGAGAAUCUGUUCAUGAAAAAGAGGCUGUGGAGGAGAAUUUUCACAUGUCAGAAUGGGAUCUUUCCGUGGAAUCAACAGUGUCCGAGGAUCAUUGCUGUGCAGUGUGUCUUGAUCUCUACUGUCGCCCUAUGAUCUGUCGUCCCUGUAAUCACAAAUACUGCGAACCCUGUCUCCGAAGACUGGCUAGUGGAAAGCGCUAUCGUACACAGUGUCCCAUGUGUAGGGCUGUUAUAACAUGUUGUAAUACUGACAGAGAGCUGGAGACCCAAAUGAAAGAUCUAUAUCCAGAACAUUACAGGAACAGGUUAAGAAAGGAACAAAAGAUUUGUUCAAACCGAAAGUACCCCCUACCCACUGCUUCUCGCCAUCCUCCACGUCGACCACGGACUGACAUCUCAGCAAUCAGCAGCUCACAGAUGAUAUGCCUAGCCCUCAUUCUAAUUACAGCCAUUCUCAUAAUUUUGACAGUUUUCGGCAUGUUGUUUGCAGUGUUUAAAGUACUGACAUAUUUUAUACAUUUCUUAAUGUAUUUUUUAGAUUAUGCAAAUAUUACCAUGGCUGUGUAUGAUCUGAUGUUUUAAAAAUGACUGGAUGUUUAGAUUCACAUUUUUAGUAUUAUGUUAAGUUUGGUUAUUUAUGCACCUCCAUUGUUUAUUUCCUUUUUACUUUUAAAUUCAUGUUGCAUAUCCUAUUAUACAUAUUAUUUAUUUAUAUGUUGAUUUUGUUACACAAUUCAGGGAUCCUCAACUCCACGUAUGAUUAUAAACAUGUGAUUUUAUUACAUACAUGCACUGUUUAUCACCCCUCCCUUUUAUCACGCCUCAAUUUGAAGUAUCAUUGUCAUUUUCGUUCAGAAUUCAUCUUCCAUUAUAGGUUUUAGCAAUCAUAAUCGUUGCAUUUAAACAAAGUUUGAACUUGCUGAAGAAAUAUGAUUAUUAUUUAUUAUAACUCUAUAACAGUCUUUCCUCACAUCAUUAGAAAGUGAUGAACAUCAUAGAGCUAGUAUUAUGUCAUCAUUAAUUGUCAUUAUACAUAUCUGAAAAUUUGGACUGUAAGCAUACAACAUAUACAUGUACAUAUGAAAGGCGAAGAUAAUGAACAGUGAUCAAUCUCUUAACUCCUUUAAGCAAUACAGAAUAGAGAGUUGGGCAAGCACGGAUCCCUACCUACAUGUAGAUAUACCAGAGGUGGGAUCAGGUGCCCAGGAAGAGUAAGCAUCCCCUGUUGACCAGUCGCACCCUCCAUGAGCCCUAUAUCUUGGUCAGGUAAACAGAGUUAUCCUUAGUCAAAAUCAGUGUGCCAAGAACGGCCUAGCAGUCAGUAUGAAACAAGUCAAGACAGCAUUUGAUCCAAUGAUGGGUUGUAUUGGCAAACUAGAAUAAGCUCUUGCGUAUCGAAUCAGUUGAGAUAUAAACACACCAUAUGCAGGUGAUAAUGGAUUAUUGCUACAUGAAUAUAAGCAGUUGACAAUGGAGAAGCUGAAAUCAUCCUGUUUAUCAUAAAGUUGAGUUGUUAGAUUUCAGUUAAUAAAUAUCUAUUAAGUAUGAAGCAGAAGUGGAUGACUCAGUGGUGUCUUUUAUUUGGAGUUCACAGGGCUAUAUUGAAUCAACAUAUGAAUGAAGAUUAUUAUUGUUGCAUGUAAUAGACAAAAUGUUGUCAAUAUAUCUAAAUGUCGAAUUGAAGGCCACAGCAAGAGUUCUUCUUCUCAUGUAGUUUUUGAAUAAAUUCUGCUUCAUAAGAAUGUAAAAACGGGUCAGCUAACAAAGGAGCACAAUUCGUGCCCAUGGGAAUUCUUAACAGACUGUUGGAAGACCUGAUCACCAUAGACCAUUAAGAUAUUGUCAAUAAGGAACUCCAGCAUAUUUUUUAUUUCAAAUUCAGAGUACUUGUGCAUGGAAUCAGAGUGAUGUUUAGCAAAGUAAUUUUUGGAUGUCUGAUAACUAGAUAUGAAUAUUUUGGAUAGAUCUAAGUAGUUCAAGAUUUCAAGGUCCUCCACUUUAGAUAUAUAAUAAACACCACAUUAGAAAAUCUGCAUUUUAAGUAGCUUUAUUCCUUGACCAAUACCAGCUCAUGACCUUCAGCUUUCUAAAUGGGGGUUGGGUUGAUACAGGAUGUUUUUUAAAUUUCUCUAUACAUUCCAUGCCCUUUUGAUUUUGGAUGCAUCAUUUUUGUCUUAUUUGCUUUUCUUAUUGCAACUUUGACUUUGACCACAAGUUAUCAACAAUAAGGAAGAAAGCUAAAAUAGACUGUCUGCUGCCCAAUCCCAUUCAUUUUGUGAAUGAAAUAUUGUUUAAACAAGUUAUUAUCAAAACAAGACACAGAUUUCAUAUUUAAAUUAUUCAGCCUACUUUCACAAAUACAUGUACAUACAACAGUACACUACUGAGGCCUACCAGGUACGUGCAGAGUAAGGUCAAGGUCAUAGUUAGAAAUCAAGUUCAGAGGAAUUUACUACUUCAUUAAACAGUCAAUGCCAAUCAUGACUUUGGUUAUUAAGAUCUCAUCCGAAGGACCUGUGACCCUUUUCUGAAUGAGCAAUCAUUCACCAGCACCUGAAGUGUGGAAACUAACACACACACACACACACACACACACCUACCUCUUUCUGAAUUUUUUUUUAUACUGGAAGAAGGCCAAUCUCUAAAGCUUACAAAAAGUGAAACGAUUACAUAAAUCGAAAUUGGUAUGAGAUAGACAGGGAAUCCACACAUUUCAGAGAAAUUGCCAUAGAACAAAAUUCAGAAAGGGGGGGGGGGGAGUAUUGAUACUUAAGGUGCUUGUGGAAUCACUCUGACACAGCCAGGGUACAUAUGAAGCUCAACCUAUGACCUUCUGGCCAUGAAGGAAACAUUUUAACCACUGCAUCUCAGCAAAUUCAAUGAACAGAUCUUGUAGAACUUAAAAUAUUUCUUUGUAAAACUUCUUUAUCUAUAAAACAUAAGAAAAUAUUACUGGAUGAAAUCCUCAGUGCAUCAUAUUAAUCAACCUCUAACAGUAACUACGACACAUUGAUGACUGACUUUUUUCAACUAAACAUACAGUGUUCAUGUUUCUCUGGAUUUUUAAAGAGUUGUACAAAGCAUACAAGUAACGCAUUAAUAGAAAGUAUAAUUUACAGACAUUUCAUGAAACUUUCUCUAUAGUAAACUAGUGUAUACCUGAUAGAUAAAAAUGUAAAUACAGUGAAUUUGGAUGAUGACAGGUUAGAAAUCCAGGAGUAAUGAUAUAUUGAUUCAUGUGAAGUUUUUUUUGGGGGGGAGGGAAUAGCUGUAAUGCAAAUUACAUGUAGUGUUCUGUGGUACAUAGUUGUACAUGUGCCUAUGUCUACAAACAUGUUACCAGUAUUUUUAGCUCUCCUGAGCCGAAGGCUCAAAGAGCUAAUCAUAUGUCUGGCGUGCGGAGUGCGUCAACUUUUUGGAAAAAGGGCUAUAUCUCAAGAACCCCUUGGCCAAUUGUUGUCAAAUUUGUCACAGGGUAUCCUUGGCCCAAGGGCUUUCAUUCGUACUAAAAUUAGGGUUGUGACCCUUUAACAAGGGGAGAUAAUUAGGAAAAUGCAAACAAAAGUAGUGGUUGCUAAAAAAUCUUCUCAAGAAUCACUGGGCAAAUUAUCACCAAACUUAUGCAUAAGGAUGAGGAUAGGUUGUAAAUAAAAAAAAUUGUUCAAGGCAUCAUCCUGGGGCAAAGGGUGCGGUCUCAAGGUCACUUCAAAGUUGACCUUAAAUUUUGUUUUGUUAAAACUUUGAUAUUUUGCUUAGUAUAAGGACUAGGAUCAUCAAAUUUUGUCAGUUGAUGUAUCUUAGGACCUAAUAUCAUGUUGUCUGAAAAGUAGGUCAUGGUGACCUACUUUUUGAAUUUCGCAGGUAAUUAUUAUUAAAUGGAUUUUGAUGCAUAUCUUGGACACUUUUGAGCCUAUGAUCAUCAAAAGUUGUCAGUUGAUGGAUCAUGGGACCUUGAACUGCGUCAUGUGAAAAGUAUGCCACCACGACCUACUUUCUGAAUUUUAUGGCUAAUCAUUUAUGAAUACAUUUUAGGUUGUUAUUUCAGAUACUGAGAGGUUUAGAAUCAUCAAACCUUGUAAGUUGAUGCGUCUAGAGGCCUCAAAACAUAUUUAUAAAAAAAAAAAAGUAGGUCACAGUGACCUACUUUUGAAUUUUGCAGACAUUCAAAUUUCACAUUUUCAAUUUUAGAUGCAUAUUUUGGACACUAUGAAAGCUAGGAUCAUCAAACUUUGUCAGUUUAUGCAUCUUGAGUCUUCAUAGUUUGUUGACCAAAAAGUAGGUCACUGACCUACUUUUGGAAUUUGACGGCUAUAUUUUAAUAUUUCAGAUACUAUUUGACUUACAAUUAUCAAACUUUGUCAGUUGAUGCAUGUUGAGUCGUCAGAGUGUGUUGACUAAAAAGUAGGUCACCGUGACCUAUUUUUGGAUUUUGACGGCUAUAUUUGAAUAUUUCAGAUACUAUUUGACUUACAAUCAUCAAACUUUGUCAGUUGAUGGGUCUUGAGUCUUCAGAGUGUGUCAACCAAAGAGUAGGUCACUGUGACCUACUUUUAGAAUUUGACGUUUAUAUCUGAAUAUUUCAGAUACUAUUUAACUUCAAUUAUCAAACUUUGUCAGUUGAUGCAUCUUGAGUCUUUGGAGUGUGUCGACCAAAAAGUAGGUCACUGUGGCCUUCUUUAGGAAUUUAACGGCUAUAUUUGAAUACUAUUUGACUUGUCAGUUGAUGCAUCUUGAGUCUUCAGUGUGUCAACCAAAAGUAGGUCACUGUGACCUACUUUUGGACAGUUACAUUUAAAUUUCAGGUACUAUUUGACUUAACAUCAUCAAACUUUGUUAAUUGAUGAAUCUUGAUUAGUGAGAAUUUUUGCCUGUUCUACAAUGUAUCAGAAGAGCGAUUCUAGGCUCAUGGGCCUCUUGUAUGGUUUACAAUGAGCGUCCAUGUGUCAAGUUACUUAUGGUGGGUAGGUACACGUGUACUAUUUGGUUUAUUUUCUAUUUCUUUACAUCAUACCAACAUGUAAUAUAAAACAGUAUAUACAGGGAUAGUAUUACUUGUAUAACGCUACAUCACAGAAUCUAAGAUAAAUCCAUUAUUUGAAAUUGACGGAUAAGAACUCUCUGUAAAUACAUCAUCCUCUUUUUCUAGCCUCUUCUUUUUCUUACACCUGAAAUAUAUAACAAUUAUGAUAUUACAAACAAAAGCUCCUUGACAAGUUAAUCCAGAUUAUGACUUUUUACAAUUACAGUAGAGAUAUACUUUUGCAUUGGCUUAUAUGACACUUCAUCUCGGAAAAAAUAUUUUGAUGUGUGAAAAUCAUGUUCAUUAUGAUAUGUUGUAUAUAUUUUUAGCUGGGAAAUACCUUGUGCAGACCGGUUUUAUUAAUAUUAUUUCUGGGUCAUUGUCAGAUGAUAUGCCUCGUCAGGUUUACUUAAGAUAACUUGUAAAUAAGAAAUCACAUUCACUCAUAAAGGUGUGUUUUAGCAUUAUGAAUACAAUUUUGAUUGUUUUC
This is a messenger RNA of Ostrea edulis (European flat oyster), 6493 nucleotides long. RefSeq names its product E3 ubiquitin-protein ligase RNF180-like. Lineage: Eukaryota; Metazoa; Mollusca; Bivalvia; Ostreida; Ostreidae. The transcript has 8 exons. Gene Ontology annotation, molecular function: metal ion binding; ubiquitin protein ligase activity; ubiquitin conjugating enzyme binding. Gene Ontology annotation, biological process: positive regulation of proteasomal ubiquitin-dependent protein catabolic process; protein polyubiquitination; serotonin metabolic process. The record is from RefSeq and is a predicted model, not a curated record. Bases 273 to 1565 code for a protein of 430 amino acids. Gene Ontology annotation, cellular component: endoplasmic reticulum membrane.